ACCAAACGGAAGUGAUCGGAGAGAGCGCCGGGGAGAGAGAGGGAGAGAUGUUUCUUCGGAGGUUUGCACGGCCGUCGUCACUGAUGAUGAUGGCCAAAGUGAAGGAAACAACGGGGAUCGUCGGUCUCGAGGUGGUCCCGAACGCUAGGGAGGUACUAAUCGGUCUGUAUGAUAAAACCCUAAAGGAGAUUCAGCGUGUACCUGAAGACGAAGGUUACCGCAAAGCCGUCGAGAGUUUCACGCGCCACCGUCUCAAGGUCUGCAAAAAGGAAGAAGAUUGGGAGGCUAUCGAGAAACGACUCGGUUGUGGUCAAGUUGAAGAACUUAUAGAAGAGGCUCAGGAUGAGCUGAAACUCAUCGACAAAAUGAUCGAGUGGGACCCAUGGGGCGUACCUGAUGAGUAUGAAUGUGAAGUAGUGGAAAACGAUGCCCCGGUUCCAAAACACGUGCCAUUACACCGGCCUGGUCCUCUUCCUGAAGAGUUCUACAAGACGCUUGAAGCUGCCAUGGCUGGAACUCCUAAAAAAGAUGAACCUGCAAUCCCCUCCUCAGGUUCACAAUCACACCAUGUACUAUGA
Messenger RNA from Lactuca saligna, 578 nucleotides. Lineage: Eukaryota; Viridiplantae; Streptophyta; Magnoliopsida; Asterales; Asteraceae. The record is from the annotation of a GenBank genome assembly.